Pimephales promelas (fathead minnow) is the source of this 4968-nucleotide messenger RNA. It is a transcript of the gene jph3a, whose product is annotated as junctophilin 3a. NCBI's taxonomy places the organism in Eukaryota, Metazoa, Chordata, Actinopteri, Cypriniformes, Leuciscidae. Gene Ontology annotation, biological process: regulation of synaptic plasticity. Gene Ontology annotation, cellular component: endoplasmic reticulum membrane; plasma membrane; junctional membrane complex. The record is from RefSeq and is a predicted model, not a curated record.
GUCACUACGGAUGCUCCGUGGACGGUUGGUUGGUUCAUCAGUCUGAGGAAGUUAGUGAGGUUUGAUCCUGUAGUUCUCCAUCCCACACAGCAGUGGGAUGGAGGACUCCAGGAGGACUGGAGUGAAGUUCGCCAAUAAAUGCUGAAAGUAUUCCCUCCGAAGGGGCCAAUUUGGUUCAAGCCAGCAAGAAUCAAGUCUGGUGUAACGACAUAUUCUUCAUGACACUGUCCCAAAGAUGGAAUUUGUUGAAGAGAGUGGAGAGAUCAAUGAUGCUGAAUCAUGCGAAAUGAAUGAUGAACAAAGAGAACUGAUGGAAUCGAACGAGGAAAAUCAGGCACAGAAUGAAAUGGAGGAGAAUCAGUCUUCCAGGAACACCGCAGAAGGGAAAAGAGCAGCGUUUGGGAACAGAUUGAUCUUAUUUAACACACACACACACACACACACACACGAGCGAGGAAAUGCUGUCGAAAACAUGAUCUAGAGGGAAGGCCGUAACAGCAUCCGUGCUUCAGAUGCUCUCCUGUAUUUCUGAGAGUGGUGUGCUCGUGUAAUGUCUGGUUGAGUGCAUCAAUGCUGCUGCUGCUGUGUGGAUCUUUUCGGCUGUGGAAAAUAACUAGGCCUGAUCUCCACGAUCGAGGCUGUGUGUCUCAGCCUGUUGGGAACGAGCGGAGAAGAAGGGAGAAGCUCGCCAUCUGCUUUCCCGUUAGCAUGCACAAUAAAGACGUCCAUUACCAAAGGCCGUGCACAAACCGGCUGGAGCUUUAACAUUAGGAUGGUGUAGCCUAGAAUCUUCUUUUUAACCCCUUUAAAAACGCACGAAAUUGGCGCAACACUUUCUGCCUGGCUCAUCUAAGUCUUCCUUCUUUUUUUUUUUGGUUUUUUCGUGCAUCUUUCCACAAGACUUGGCUAAACCUGUUUCAUGCAUGUCCACUGGAGGCAGGUUUGACUUUGAUGAUGGGGGGUCGUACUGUGGAGGGUGGGAACAGGGCAAGGCUCACGGCCGAGGGGUUUGCACGGGCCCGCAGGGACAGGGGGAAUACGCCGGAGCCUGGAGCCAUGGGUUCGAAGUUCUCGGAGUUUACACUUGGCCCAGUGGGAACAGUUACAGAGGAACCUGGGCUCAGGGAAAGAGGCAUGGCAUUGGCGUGGAGAGCAAAGGGAGGUGGGAGUAUAAGGGCGAAUGGACACAGGGGUUCAAGGGAAGGUAUGGGAAGUUGGAAAGCACUAGUGGUUCCCGAUACGAAGGCACCUGGAGCAAUGGAUUACAAGAUGGAUAUGGGUCGGAGACCUACUCGGAUGGAGGCACAUACCAGGGCCAGUGGUUGAGCGGGAUGCGUCACGGUUAUGGAGUGAGACAGAGUGUGCCUUACGGCAUGGCAGCCAUCAUCUUCUCCCCGAUGUGCACCUCCAUAAACUCCCUACGAUCCGAUCACAGCGAGGGAGCCCCGACUCCAGAGGACGGCUCCGGUGUCAGUGGCGUAUCCGGCAGUCCGGUGGGGCGAAGUGGCUUCGUACUCUGUGCUCACAGUGAAGCCGACAGGCACAGAAAGAGGAAAGGCCGAUUCCGACAGUCUAUACUCAGUGGUCUAAAGCUGCGAAGGUCCGAGUCCAAAAGCUCUCUGGCGAGCCAGUUAAGCAAGCAGAGCUCGUUCUGUAGCGAGGCCGGUAUGAGCACCGUCAGCUCGGCCGCCUCAGAUAUCAACUCCAACAUCAGUUUAGGUGAAGCAGAGGCAGGGGGAAGCGUAGAUGCCACCGUCACCGAAACGUACGCUGGCGAGUGGAGGAACGACAUGCGAUCGGGUUGGGGUGUAAGUCACCGCUCGGAUGGGCUUCACUAUGAAGGUGAGUGGUUUGGGAACAAGCGGCACGGAUAUGGUUGCACCACCUUUCCUGAUGGAACCAAGGAAGAGGGCAAAUACAAGCAGAAUGUUCUGGUGAGUGGCAAGCGGAAAAACCUCAUCCCACUCCGGACCAGCAAGAUCCGGGAAAAGGUGGACCGCGCCGUGGAGGCGUCCGAGAAAGCUGCGGAUAUAGCCAAGCAGAAGGCAGAGAUCGCAUUGUCCAGGAUGAGCCACGCCCGAGGAAAGGCCGAGGCUGGAGAGGGAGUCGCACUGAGAGCCCUGGAGGAGUGCCGUCUGGCCCGGGCUAUAGCCAAAGAACUGUCCCCCUCUUUCCAUCACUAUGGGAACGGACUGGAGUGCCAGAGACCGAAGCAUAAGGACCGGAAAGAGAAUGACCUGGAGGGGGUCUCCACUGGGACGGACAGUCUUGAGCUCUGCACACCAGACACAACACCCCCGGCCCAAACGCCUGACCUGAGCCCGGUUCUGAGCAGCCCCCCCUCACCCCCCUGCAGUCCACCAACCCAUCGCACUAGGAACGCUUGUUUCAUGCGGCAAAGCGCUGUUGACGAACAAGGAGGGGCAGAGAUUCAGGUUCUAGUCGAAGGUAGAGGCAUGGACACCAUGAGAGCUGGGGCCAACAACUGGACUGCUGAGAUGUAUCCUCACAGAAGAGGGAGCAAAGGAGAAAGCAGUCGCUCCACAACGCCAUCCCUUCUGGAAGAGGAGAUCGGUCACAUAAAUGGACACGAGAACUCCUCGGCUCAUCACCCAUGGGAGAACGGCUCCUCGAAUCACAAGCCCAUUGAGCAUAUGGCCCCUGAGAAGGUCUGGGAUCAAAAGCCCUGGAAGAAGCAUGUUUCCUCAAAUCAAAAAUCCAAGGAACAUACGAUUUCCAGGAAACAAGAACGGGAGCAUAAACCAUCCAACCACAAGUCUGUUGAUUGCGACUCUUCCAAGUUCAAACCACAGGUGCACACAUACUCCAAUCACAAGUCCGCCGGUCAUAACUUGUCCAAUCACAAGACCAAUGAGCAUGCUUCCUCCAAUCACAAACCAAAGGAGUUUAUUUCUGCACACGAAAAACCACACGUUUCUUACCAUUAUAGCGCCCAAGAGCAUGUUUCCUCCUAUCACAAACAACACGAGCAUGCCCACUCCAACCACAAGCCAAGGAAGUCCUUUACUAAUCAUACGAUUGGUGAGUCUAGCUUGAAUGCAUACCAGCUGUCAGAUCGUGAAGCCAACAACUCCACUCUGGAAUGGACUGUUGAAAACAAUUCCCAGUGGAUCUCUUCCCAUUCACAUCUGCAGGAGAAAGAAGGGGAAAGUGAUUAUCGGGUUGACAUGAGGUUCCAGCCCCUAGACUCCGUUUCCCAACAGGACUUUGGCUCUGGCACCAAAUGCUCGGGUCCCCAAGGGCACAAUUUGCAGAGACUACGUCAACGAAACCACGAAGGCAAAGAAUGGGGUCUUGCUGCCAGGGAAGGUUCGAUGGACUCUGUGCAGAUGCUCGACACCUUGAAUGUUGGGGUUGACGUGGAGGAAUGGCCUUUGCACAGGGACAUUACUCUGUCACCCCCUUUAACGUCUUCUCCAGAACCACUGGACCAAGAACUAGAGCAUCUGAACCUGAUAAAGGCAAACUCAGGCUCCAGCUCUAUCCUGGUGGUCUUGGUGAUAUUACUCAACAUCGGUGUAGCCAUUUUGUUCAUUCAUUUCUUUAUUUAAUCAAAUGGCCUAUAGAAUGUCAAUAACAGCAUUGAUCAAGAGUAAGAUAUGCACACUUAGCACCACUUCUUAAUGUAAGGAAUCCAAAAAUUACAGUAGUAAAUAUCUGUGUAAGUUGGGCAAGUCCAUGUAAAUUGUAAACUUCUUUUAUGGUUCGAUUUAUUAUAUAAUUCCAUUAUAAUCCAUUAGUUAACUUUGCUUACUUUUUUCCUCCAUUCAUUCACAAUAAAGGUCCAUUUACAAUAUUCUGUAGAACUAUUACGCACAUUUAGGUUUUUACAAUACGGCUCGUCUGAUAUGAUUUACACAGGUUAUUUCACUUUUUUUUCUUUUCAAAUGCACAUCAGGCCUGAGACAUUAUUGAGUAGCGCGAUUUUGAAGAUUAAAGACGGUCUUGUGGUUUUAUGUACUAUGAUAUAGUUGAUGUAAGGUGCAGUUCACACUAAUAUAUAACCACCCUCCACUGUAUUCCAGGGUACAGCCCUUUAUGAUCGCUGCAUACACUCAUCGCAUCAUCCAUUUAAACGACCUUUUCAUCUACACACCCAGAUUUGACACACACUUAGCUAUCUUCAAGGGCUUCAUCAUUCUCAUUCAACUCACACACUUUUAAUCAGACAAGCCUGCAGAACGCUUUCCACGCUCACAACAAUCACUGAAUUUCAGCACAAUCCAGUCGUGUAGUUCGUUUUUCGAUGCACCGAAAACACAUUCACCAUUGACACAAUGCUAAAGCAACUUGUGUGUUUUUCUCGUACACCACAUGAUGUCACAUCUGCUAUAUGACAUAAAAGUACAACAGAGGUGCAGCAGUGGUUGAGUAAUCCGGCUAAUACUCGAUAAAGUUUAGACUGUUUUCAAUGUAUUAUUCUAUACUACUGAACGUAUUUUAACGAGUUUGCAAGAUAUCAUUGAUAUGCUGAGUGCCUUUUUUAAUUGAGAAACCAUCCCAGCGAGCAGGUUAUGUACUACUACAGGCGACCGCUCUUACAGAGGUCACGUGAAACGGUUCGUCUCUAUCCCACCUAACCUUUGAACAAAUCAAGUUUUGGCUUAAGAACUGAUCCUAAGCCUGUGGAGAUUUUUACAGCAUGUUUGUUAGCCUGUUCUCUUCUGCUGUUACUCUGUGUGAUUUUCUGCCUGUCUCUCUGUCCAGCAACGUAGAUAACAAUUGGGACUGAAAGCAGUGUAAAAAUACCAGCUUAUGUUUCUCAGUGGGACCUGACUGACAUUAUCUAAAUUAAUGAAUGAUAAACUGCUAUUGUAUAUUUUAUACUACUCAUCCAGUGAUAUCAUGUUGUGAGAUCAUUGCAUGCCUAAGCAUGCCCUUUCUUACGCAAUGAUUUAUGAGAUUGUUUCCAAGUUAUGUGGAAAAUUAAUAAAAUGUUUGAGGUUA